AUGGACAUUGAAGGCUUCCGCAAAGCCGGCUAUGCAGCAGUCGACCGCAUCUGCGACUAUUACACCACCCUCUCCACGCUGCCCGUUUCCGCGGCGGUCGAGCCCGGUUUCCUCGCGGCAUCCAUCCCCACGACCGCACCUGCCCACGGUGAGCCCUGGUCCUCAAUCGACGCGGACUACCACAACAUCAUCAUGCCUGGCAUCACGCACUGGCAGCACCCGAACUUCUAUGGCUACUUUCCGUGCAACGCGUCGUUCGAAGGCGCGAUUGCCGACCUGUACUGUGCGAGCAUCAGCAAUCCAGGCUUCAACUGGUCUGUGUCGCCGUCGGUGACCGAGCUCGAGAUUCUGAUGAUGGACUGGGUCGGUCGCAUGUUGGGCUUGGACGAGGCGUUUUUGGCCGGCGAUGGCAAGGGCGUCGGGGGUGGAGUGGUCUUGGGGUCCGCCAGCGAGGUGGCGCUGACCGUGGCGAUUGCCGCGCGAGAGAGGUGUAUUGGCGUGAUGGCCGACGAGUUCCCUAUGCCUGAGGCCAAUGAAGCAACGAGGCAAGAUGGAACGGGGCGACGAGGACCGAGUUUGGAUGCGGAUCAAGAUGUCGCAAAGGACGGCAAGAGCGCCGCCGAAGUGGGCGAGGAUUCCACGUUGCUCGCCAGCACCGCCAUGGCCACCUGGCGCGGCAAGCUAACCAGCAAACUCGUCAUCUACGGCACCACGCAAACACACAGCAUCGCGGCCAAAGCAGCGCUUAUUCUCGGGCUCGACUUCCGCGCACUGCCCGUUGCUGCGCCAGACUACUCGCUCGAUGCUGCCACGCUGACGCGCGCCAUUGCACAGGACGAAGCGCAGGGCCGAGUGCCAUUCCUGCUGAUCGCCACGAUCGGCACCACGUCAUCCGGAGCCGUCGACAACCUCACCGAGAUCGUGGCGGUUGCACGCAGGCACAAGACGCUGUGGCUGCACAUCGACGCUGCAUAUGCCGGCGUGUGUCUGUCGCUCCCCGAGAUGCGCGCCGAGAUGCACCUGGACGCGAUCAACGCAAAAGAAGGCGGCGUGGACAGCUUUAGCACCAACCUGCACAAGUGGGGGUUGGUGCAAUUUGACUGUUCUCCUUUACUCGUAAGGGAUCGAGGCGAUCUCUCGCGAGCGUUGACCAUCACCCCAACCUACCUGCGCACGAAACAGGGAGAUGCAGGAAACGUGCUCGACCUGCGCAACCUGCAAAUCUCGCUCGGCCGCCGCUUCCGCAGCCUCAAGAUCUGGUUCGUCCUGCGCUCCUUCGGCAUCCACGGCUUCCAGCACCACCUCCGCUCCACCAUGCACCUAGCCAAAGUGUUCCAAACCCACCUGCAAGACGAUCCAUCCGGCCUGUUUGAGAUCGUCGCCCCACCCAGAUGGGCCCUGGUGGUGUUCCGACUGAAACCGCACGGCUUGCAGCCGGAAAAGGUGGAAGAGCUCAACAAGGCCUUUUGGAACGACCUGCAGGAGCUGGCCGACAAGUUUGUGCUGACACAGACCAGUUUGCCCCAAGUUGGGUUUUGCGUGAGAUUUGUGGUGGGUAGCCCGCAGACGAGGAAGGAGCACGUAGAUCAGACGGGGCAGUUGAUUGCUCAGACUGCGAAGCACACGUGGAACAGGUUCAAGAGCAACACGGCUCCUGCGACAGUGUAG
This is a messenger RNA of Sporisorium graminicola, 1668 nucleotides long. RefSeq lists its product as uncharacterized. The transcript has 2 exons. Bases 1 to 1668 code for a protein of 555 amino acids. The record is from RefSeq and is a predicted model, not a curated record. Gene Ontology annotation, biological process: amino acid metabolic process. Gene Ontology annotation, molecular function: carboxy-lyase activity; pyridoxal phosphate binding. NCBI's taxonomy places the organism in Eukaryota, Fungi, Basidiomycota, Ustilaginomycetes, Ustilaginales, Ustilaginaceae.